Molecule: messenger RNA, 3576 nt
Organism: Homarus americanus (American lobster)
Lineage: Eukaryota; Metazoa; Arthropoda; Malacostraca; Decapoda; Nephropidae
Product: serine protease filzig-like
Exons: 12
Coding region: 1-3489 (1162 amino acids)
Biological process (GO): proteolysis
Molecular function (GO): serine-type endopeptidase activity
Source: RefSeq, a predicted model, not a curated record
AUGGCUACACUGGUGGUGCUAACAGCUACCUGCGCCCAGGAAUGGUCAUGGGGAUCCUCUAACGCUGCUGCUCUGGAGGCUGGCAGGUCCCCCAGGGUGACGGGGCUACGCGAGCAGCUCCCCGUCCUCGUCAGCAGCGAGGGGGGCGUGUCAGAGAUGGAGGAGACGGAGCCCAGGAGCUUUGGCCUCUGUAGGCUUGGUGUCGGUGUCAAUCGUGAGGGGGACGGCUACCUGCCUGGUGAGGGCGGCUGUGAGGCGGGGCUCGUGUGUUGCAGGAGUCCCCACAUCCCCAGACCUCUCCACGAGCUCAUCUGCGGCCGUCGUCACUCCCAAGGCGUUCUGGCCCGAAUCAAGAACCCACACUUCGUCAAGGGCAACACAAAGUUCGGGGAGUACCCCUGGCAGGCGGCCAUCCUGAAGGCAGACGAGGGUGAAGUUGUGUAUGUGUGCGGAGCUGCGCUUACUGAUCACCGCCACGUCGUGACAGCUGCACACUGCGUCAGUCGGCUACAGGCGUCGCAGCUGAGGGUUCGUCUGGGUGAGUGGGACGUGAGGACACACACCGAGUUCUACGGCCACCUGGAGCUCUUGGUCGCUGCCGUCCACACACACCCGCACUUCUACGCCGGCAACCUCCACAACGACAUCGCCGUCAUCACCCUCCAGAUUACCGUCGACUUCUCCGCCUUCCCACACAUCUCGCCCGUGUGUCUGCCAGACAGCUACAGCAGCUUCGUGGGUCAGCGGUGCCACUCUACCGGGUGGGGGAAGGACGCCUUCGGCAGCGAGGGCAAGUACCAGACCAUACUGCAGGAGGUGGAGGUGCCCGUGCUGGACCACAACAACUGCCAGGAGGCCCUUAGGCACACCCGCCUGGGCCCUGACUUCACCCUUCACCCGGGGAUGGUGUGCGCGGGAGGUGAAGGAGGGAGAGACGCCUGCACGGGUGACGGAGGCGGCCCCCUGGUGUGCUCGGGUCCUGAAGGCAGGUUCCAACUGGCUGGCCUGGUGUCCUGGGGCGUCGGCUGUGGCCAACCAGGCGUCCCCGGCGUCUACGUCGACGUCGCUUACUACCUGGAGUGGCUUCUUGCCACGUCCGCUGCCGAGUGCACCUCACGCUCACACCUCACCUCACUGUGUGUCUUAUUAACUUAUUACUACCAGUCUCAGAAGAAGAUGAUGAUGGGAAGAGUGUGGCGGCCGCUGCUGUUCCUGCUGGGUGUUGAAGCUCUCCUGACUGCCGGAGUUCACGCCAACGACGACUGGUCAUGGGGCGAAGAUUCCCCCCAGGUGUCCUUAACUUCGACUGUGUCCACCAGCCCGUCCCCCAGCGACGCCGAUGUCGACCAAGAAUCCCUCGUUGAGUCUGAUAUUCCCAACAAGGAUGAUGUCGAGCCUCAGGAAGUAGAGGGAAGAAAUGCUCGAUUUUUGGGUCUGGGAGAGAGGAUCUGUGCCCUCGGUAUCGGUGCACUUUGUAAGAAGAAGUACCCGUCAGCUGUAGAGUCUCACUAUCAAGCACCGUCCACCAGCACCUACGCCUCCCUCCCCUAUGACGUCGACCACAGCCAACACAACACCUUCCUCCCGCCAGUUCAAGGGUCUCACAUAGGCUUCAAACCUUUCUUUAUUCCUCCUAAGCCAUUUGUCGAUCCCUCAAACCUCAACCCAUCACAUGAUAUUAUUCAGCCUCACAACCACCCAAAACAACCCCGCCCCACUUAUGCUGCACCUAAGCCAACCUAUGGUGUCCCAACACCCACUUAUGCUGCACCUAAACCAACUUAUGGUGUCCCAACACCCACUUAUGCUGCACCUAAGCCAACCUAUGGUGCCCCAACACCCACUUAUGCUGCACCUAAACCAACUUAUGGUGUCCCAACACCCACUUAUGCUGCACCUAAGCCAACCUAUGGUGCCCCAACACCCACUUAUGCUGCACCUAAACCAACUUAUGGUGUCCCAACACCCACGUACACAGAUGGUCAAGUGACGCCCACCUCUGUAGUACAACACCUCCACACUCACACCCACAUUUACCAGGGAGUUGGCGACGCCGAUGUCAGUCCCGCUGGCACACAGGUGGCGGUGAGUGGCAUCAGUGUAGUGCCACCUGUCACAAUCCAGGAGACCACCGACGUCCACGGCCCCUCACCACACCUCCCCGUCCACGGCCCCUCACCACACCUCCCCGUCCAACGCCCGUCACCACACCUCCCCGUCCACGGCCCCUCACCACACCUCCCAGGAAACAUCGUGGAGGUAGAAACUCCUCCAUACUUCGAGGACUGCCAGUGUGUGCUCGCCUCCGCUUGUGCCGUCUAUGACAUCAUACCCCGGAACGGACAGGUAGACAUCAGCGCCCUCAUCGACGCUCGUUCUCGUGGCUCAGAUAUUUUAUCCAACGCCACAGACGUCGAGGACGAGGUGACCACCACAGUUGCCCCAGAUGAUGAAGUCACCAGUCAAAAUUCAACCAACCUAGAGGAUGCUGCCGCCGUGACGGACACAGACGACGACUCCCGCGUCAGGAGAGAUACACUGGGGGCUGCCCACCUGCAUCACCCUGCUACCCACAGCGACACUUUCCCCCAGCAGCAACAACUCGGCGGCUACACUCCUGGUGUAAGUGACUGCGGCGCUAACUAUGUGUGUUGCCGCACCCCCGUCAGUCCCCAGCCACGCCAGCAACUCUCCUGUGGUCGUCGACACUCCAGCGGCGUCCUGGGGCGCGUUAAGACACCACAGUACGUGAAGGGCAACACGGAGUUCGGGGAGUACCCCUGGCAUGUGGCCAUCCUCAAGCCUAACGACGACUACGUGUGUGGCGGCGCUCUGAUCGACGACCAGCACGUCCUGACAGCCGCCCACUGUGUUGACGGACUGACCCAUCAGCCGCUGAAGGUCCGUCUGGGUGACUGGGAUGUGUACGGACCCACCGAGUUCUAUAAUCACUUGGAAUUUGAGGCAGAGCUCGUGGUGGUCCACCCAGAGUACUACGGCGGCAACCUCCGUAAUGACAUCGCCGUGAUCAAGAUGAACCGCUACGUCGACCUUCAGUCUAACCCACACAUCUCGCCCGUGUGUCUGCCAGACAGCUACAGCAGCUUCGUGGGUCAGCGGUGCCACUCUACCGGGUGGGGGAAGGACGCCUUCGGCAGCGAAGGCGAGUACCAGACCAUACUGCAGGAGGUAGAGGUGCCCGUGGUGGACCACUACCAGUGCCAACAGGCCCUCAGAAGCACCCGCCUGGGGCCCAGCUUCAACCUCCCGCAGGGCAUGUUGUGUGCCGGCGGCGAGGAAGGUCGUGACACCUGUCAGGGUGACGGAGGCGGCCCCCUGGUGUGCUCGGGUCCUGAAGGCAGGUUCCAACUGGCUGGCCUGGUGUCCUGGGGCGUCGGCUGUGGCCAACCAGGCGUCCCCGGCGUCUACGUCGACGUCGCUUACUACCUGGAGUGGCUUCACCAGGUGGGAGUCACCAUCGCCCACUGACGUCCACCUGUUGUGUCGAGGCUGCUGGUCUUCAGCUCAUCAACAUGAUGCUUUGUUAUAUUUAUAUAAAUAAAUAAUUUAAAUUAA